Messenger RNA from Topomyia yanbarensis, 795 nucleotides. It is a transcript of the gene dmrt11E, whose product is annotated as doublesex- and mab-3-related transcription factor 2. Gene Ontology annotation, molecular function: RNA polymerase II cis-regulatory region sequence-specific DNA binding; DNA-binding transcription factor activity, RNA polymerase II-specific. Lineage: Eukaryota; Metazoa; Arthropoda; Insecta; Diptera; Culicidae. Gene Ontology annotation, cellular component: nucleus. The transcript has 2 exons. Gene Ontology annotation, biological process: regulation of transcription by RNA polymerase II; sex differentiation. Bases 1 to 771 code for a protein of 256 amino acids. The record is from RefSeq and is a predicted model, not a curated record.
AUGACCGAUCACCAAACCCUUUUCCACGCGGUUGAUUCCGGCGGUGAAGAAUCAUCGCCAAUUCGACAGCAUUUACGUACGCCCAAGUGUGCCCGCUGUAGAAACCAUGGAGUAAUAUCGUGCCUUCGGGGUCACAAGAAAAUGUGCCGAUGGCGUGAGUGUCGUUGCCAGAGCUGUCUGCUGGUGGUGCAACGUCAAAGGAUUAUGGCCGCUCAGGUGGCUCUGCGAAGGCAACAGCAGCAGCAGCAUUCGUGUGCCGCAACAGGAGGAGUAGGAGCUGCAGCAGUGACCAAUGGUUGUGAAUCGGCUGGUGGAAAAACGUUUAACAUGGAAGAUUUGAUGCUUCAGAAGCAGAUCUAUAGUCAACAGUUGAAGGGUGUGCAGAAAUCGAAGAUGGCUUGCAGGAAUAUGUUAUACGAUUCCCGCAAAUUCGCUCCCUUCUUCGAGUCUCCACUGACGGAACGGAUCCGCAAGCGGCGAGCCUUCGCCGACAGCCGUCUAAUGAGUGCUCCAAUUCUGAUGCCAAUCCCCAGUUCCCCACCGACGACGACGACGACGGCAUCAUCGACCUACAUCCUACCGACUCGCCUACCAUCGGAUUCCUUAUUUGUUCCGUUGAAGCCGCUGAUUCUACCACCGAUGGAAUUUGUCCGAAACAGUUUGCAACUAGAAUCGAUGUCGUCGCUGGAGCGAAGAACGCAGCUGGAAGCUGCUAUACCCCCGAAACCGAAGCUGUCAUUCUCGAUAGAAUCGAUCAUAGGCGUGAAAUGAAAUGGAUUUCUUUCUUAUGUUUAU